AUGUCUCUACUAGUUUCAAUAUUCUUUUGGAUUGGUAUUUUGGCCGUUGUACCUUACCUUGCACUUGUCGCAUACGGUGCAUACGGUUGUCCUGAACAAAAUCUUAAACAAAAAUACAACGCUCAGUGGGCACUAGUCACUGGAGGCUCUUCAGGUAUUGGUGCUGCCAUUGUUCGCAAGUUUGCAGCACAAGGUCUGAAUGUCGUUAUCGUUGCCUUGGAUGAUGCUGUCUUGACCAAAUUCAAAGAAACAAUCGUCAAAGAGUUCCCACGAGUCCAAUUUCGAUUUGUAGGAUGUGAUUUAUCGGAAGCUGCCGGUAAAGUUUACUUGGAAGCUGUCAAGAAGGCUACUCAAGAUAUUGAUGUUCAAAUUUUGUGCAACAAUGCUGGUUUCAUCACAACAGGUGGAUACGCUGAUGUUGCUCUUGAGAGAGAAAUGGCCAAUUUCCACACCAACGUGACUUCUGGGCUAGUUUUGACGCAUUACUUUGUGGACGAGAUGCUGAAUAAGGGAUUGAAAGGCCUCGUUACCUUUACCUCCUCCAGCGCAGGAUUUAUUCCUAAUCCAAUGUCUGCUCUAUACGCCUCUAGUAAAAUCUUCUUGACUACAUUUGCUGCCUCUCUUGCUGCAGAAGUGGCUGAAGCCAAGAUUGAUGUUCUUGCCAUCCAUCCUUCACCCAUCAAUUCUAGUUUCUAUAACAACGCCGGAAAGAUGUCUGCUCUCUUGACAGCACAAAAGUUUUCUUCUCCUCCCUCUGUCAUUGCUGAUACCAUUUGUCGUAACGCAGGUAAAAUCGUUAUUGUAGAUCAAGGACCUAUCACUGUUAUCAUGAAGAUUUUGAUGACCAAGGUGAUGGACUGGAACGUAUUUACUGAAAUCAUGAAACUGGGACUUCGCUUCAAUGGUGAUUAUAAAGCCAUGAAAGUAACUCGACCCAUGAAAAACAAAUGA
Rhizopus microsporus ATCC 52813 is the source of this 951-nucleotide messenger RNA. Its product is annotated as NAD(P)-binding protein. Gene Ontology annotation, molecular function: oxidoreductase activity. The coding region runs from base 1 to 951 and encodes 316 amino acids. The transcript is spliced from 5 exons. Lineage: Eukaryota; Fungi; Mucoromycota; Mucoromycetes; Mucorales; Rhizopodaceae. The record is from RefSeq and is a predicted model, not a curated record.